This is a messenger RNA of Vespa crabro (European hornet), 3478 nucleotides long. RefSeq names its product enhancer of mRNA-decapping protein 3 (gene Edc3). Gene Ontology annotation, biological process: deadenylation-independent decapping of nuclear-transcribed mRNA; P-body assembly. Gene Ontology annotation, cellular component: P-body. The transcript has 6 exons. Lineage: Eukaryota; Metazoa; Arthropoda; Insecta; Hymenoptera; Vespidae. Gene Ontology annotation, molecular function: mRNA binding. The record is from RefSeq and is a predicted model, not a curated record. Bases 212 to 1621 code for a protein of 469 amino acids.
UUCUGUAUUAUAGUUAUUUGUUCAGCAGUCGAAAAGCUUGAAAUAUAAUAUUCAUUUUGUAUUGAACAUUCAAGAAUAUUUAACUAAAUCUAAAUGAAUUAAGCUAGGAUCCAAGAGUUCGUAAAAGUACAAAAGUUUUAUGUGAAUAUUUUUGUAAGAAGUCUGUUGUAUCCUUAAUCGUAUUUAUAAAUUUUAAUUGACGAUUGAAAAAAUGUCAGAACAAUUCGUUGGUUGUACAGUUUCUGUCACAUGUAUAGAUGAUCUUGGUACUUACCAGGGUCAAAUAAUCGAUUUAAAUAAACAAAGUGUGACUCUUUCAAAGGCUUUUUGUAACGGCGUACCGCAUACCUCGUCUGUAGUUAGUUUGAAUGCUAAAGAUAUAGUCAACGUAGAAAUUAUUUCUACCAAAGAAGCUGGCUCUAAUAUAAAUGAUACGCAAACACAAAGUAAAGUAACAGUAAAGAGACCGAUUGCCAAAAGAGCUGGUAGAUCUUUUUCUGAAAGUGUUCCAUCUUCAACACAUUCCGGUGGAAUGCAAUCAUCAUCGAAUUUUAAAAAACCUGUCGAAUCGGCACAACAGCAAUCUGAGCUCGCAACUAAUGGAAAAAUGGGAUCAACUGAGCCUAAUUGUAAGCCAGCUCAAAAGAGACUUACUCAUAGACAGAGAGCACUUGAAAGGGAUGAGCAUACUUUUGGUACUCCCAUUGAUCAAUCCUUGAACCAAGAUUUCGAUUUUGAAAAAAAUUUAGCAUUAUUUAAUAAAGAGGCUGUGUGGCAAGAAAUAAAUUCUCUUAAACCAGACAUCGUUAGACAGUCGGAGAGUAAUAGAGGUGGUGGUGGUAAAUAUCGACACGAUGAGAAUAUAAUUGUUUCGGAACCUACAGCCUUCAGACAAAUUGUUGUACCUUCGACUGGGGAAAAAGAAUAUGUUACGGAUGAUGGCCUAGUAAUACCAAGUAUCACUCUUGAUCUUCAUCGUCAAUUAAUUGGUGCAGCAGAUCGGCUUGGUAUUAGCUGGGAACGAAGGGUAGAACUUCUUGGACGUGCAGGAGCAGAAAUUAUUCUUCAACUUCUUGGUGGUGGACAUAGACUCAAUCCAAAUAAUGCUCAUCAAUGGCCAACCGUUGUAGCACUUUGCGGACCGAAUAGAUCAGGAGCUGCUGGCGUUAAUUGCGCACGACAAUUAUCUAGUCAUGGUGUUAAAACAAUAGUAUUCGUUGAAAAUUCAGAAGAUGUUUUUCUUCUACAAGAACUAUCAUUAUAUAGAUUGACAGAAAACAAAGUAGAAACUAAAGUUAAAAAUUUACCUUCUGUCGUAGAUUUAAUUCUUGUUGCGCUAUGCGAUGAAAAUUCUCCAAAAAUGGUUACUCCAGUAACACUUUGGGCAAAUAAUAAUAGAGCACUUAUUUUAGCUAUUGAACCACCAUCUGCAGGUACACCUGGCAUUUUAAGUAAAUUUAGUUUAGUUGGUGCUUUACCAUUAUCUCAUAGUCUUGACAAUGGUAGACUAUAUCUUUGUAAUCUUGCUCUACCAAACAAAGUUUAUUCUGAUGUUGGGAUUACUUAUAGGUCUCCUUUUGGACCAAAAUUUGUCAUUCCUUUGCAUUCCGAUAACUCCUAGCAAAUUUUUAAUCAAUAUGUUGAUUCUAGCAACAGCAUCUUCAGAUUUUAAAAAGUUCUAUUGUUUUUUUUUUCUUUUUUUUUUUCUUUUUUUUUUUCUUUAGCAUUGUAUACAAUUAAAAUAGUGGUAUACUAUGUCACAGGAAUAUACUCCAAGGACAGAGGAUAUUGUCCUCAUAUAUAUAUAUAAAAACAAAAAAAAAACAAAAAAAAAACAAAAAAAACAUAACAUGCUGUGACAUUUACUAUGUAAAUUAUAGUUUUUCGUAAGCAUGUGUUAAGUGUGGCUUACAUCAAAUUGAGGAUGAUAUAUUUGAUAUGUUUUAAUAGAACAAUAUAUUUAUUGAUAUAUCAUACAUUUAUAAUAUUAGAUUAAUCACAUUUAUAUAAUCGGACAAAAAAACGAGCACAGUCAGAAUUCUAUAAACUAUAUUGUGUAAUUGCAUUUGAAUUUUGCCGCUAAAGCUUUGUAAAUGAAAUCAUUAAAAUACGUAGUAUAUACGAUAACGGUUAUAACAAUCAGUGAAAAAAAAAGUUGUAAUAUUUUAUUAGAUAUUCUUUAAAAAUGAUCCAUUUUAUGACUCGUAAAAAUUAUAGUUACCGAAAAUUAUUUAUUGUACAAAUCUCAUUUUUUUUCUCUCUUUUUUCUUCUUUUCUUUUUUUUUUUUUUUUUUUUUUUUUUUGGAAAGUUCAAAUGUAUCACGCGAUAAUUUUUACAAUAGCUAUUGAUUUCUAUGAAAUCUAUUACAUCAUUAUUCAUUUAAUUAGCAUGUUUUGAUAUAUAUUAUUUGAUAGUUCUAAAGAAGUAUGUAAGGAAAAUAUUUCUUUUUUUCUAUAACCGAAAUUACUUUCCUAAUGUAUUUUCUUUAAUUAGGCAUUAAAUUUAUCUUACCAUAUAUUAUAAAAUAUUCUGUGCACAAUUAUAAUAGGAUUAAAUGCAUUAUAUAUUGUUUUUGCAGAUAUCUAAUUAGGUUCAUAUUCCCUUUCAUUUCUAAAAUAAAUGUUAUUAAAUAAAUUCAAAAGAAUUUCAAUAUUUCAAAUUUUAUAAUCGUUGAAGUAUAUCCAAAAAGAAAAAAUCAUCAUUCGUACAGAAAAUACUUAUUUCGGAAGUGUGUGAAACAAUUAAUAUAUCUAGUGGUAUUUUCUACUGGAUAAUAAUAAUAUAUUUAUGUGAAUCAAUCAUUUCAAAAUGUGAUGUUGCAUUUUUAACGACUGUUUGUAACAAACAUUCAGUAUACAAGGCUCAUUUUAAUUAUAGUUAUUAUAAGUAAUUUAUUCAUAUUUUAUAAUCGAUUGUAUAUUCCUAAAUUUAUUUUACAUUUAAGAUUUAACAAAUCGUAAUGCUAUAGACGAUAAAUUAGUAAGUAAAGUAUAAUUUGUUUCUUGUAAAAGACCUUAAUUAAGUUCUAAAUAUUUUCAGAAAAAGUUAUACGAAUUAAAUAAAUCUGCAACUUUCACUGAAUAUAUAAAAUAGCUAGGCAAAAGAAUAAAUUUUUUAUGUUUCUAAAAAUUAUUUUAUUUAUAAUUUUGUAUAACUUUGUAUUCAACAUAUUUUCUUUAUUUUGAUAUAUAUAGAUGUAAUGAAUCUUUUCUCAUUAAGAUGCAAGUACUUUUAACAAUAAUAAAUGUAAGUACUUACAGUAUAUAUAUAUAUAUUCUUAUGAGAUAUUGAUCAUUAAGUUUGAUCAAUAUUUAUCAGGAAUUAUAUAUGCAAUUAUCACUCACGCAUAUUGAAAAAGAAAAUAAUAUAAGAAUACUUGUAUCUACAGAACAGUGUAUACUGUAUACUGGUGCAUGAUUGUUACUCGAGUUGUUGAUGGCAUUAAAAGAAACAAUAAAACUAAUAGCCUUAUUAAAA